ACCACGUUUGGAAUGAAGGGUGGAUGAGGAGACCGGACCUACCGGCUGGCUAUGACGGUUGGCAAGUGCUUGAUGGAACUCCGCAAGGACUCAGUAUUCAGUCUCAGCUGUUCGAGGUGGGCCCCUUCCCUGUGCGUGGUGUGUUCGACGACAAGAUCGACAUGCCUUUCGAUGGCAACGUGGCACGUGCUGCCGUCAAGGCCACCUUUCGCUACUUCAUCGCUGACCCCAAUAACCCUUCCGGAUGGCGACUCGUCAAAGUGCAAGAAAACGAGUGCGGCAAGCUUAUCGUCACCGAGGCACUAGGAACAGGGAUGAUCGAAGACAUCACUUAUAACUACAAACGGCGACCCAUGCCCAUGGCACGCCACGCCAAGGAGGAACUGGUGAAAGUGAAGCUGCAGCACGAAAAGUCGGUGCCGCUGGGCCAGCCUAUCGCCGUCGCCUGCAUCGUCAUCAACAACCUGGAGAAGCCGUUCCAGGCCCAGCUCACUAUCACCAUCACAUCGGUGACGUACAACGACCGGUUCCCACGGACGAUCUCGACCGAGGUGCACAACGUCACCAUGCCGGCAGGUGCCGGUGACGCCGUGGGACGCAACGGAGAGGUCCACUACAACGUGUCCAUGAAAAACCCACUGGCGAUUCCACUCACGAGCUGCGAGCUUGCCGUGGAGCUUCCGGGCUCUACACGAUUCUUGAGACCCACUCCCGCUGGGUCGGUGGAGCCCUACGGCGUCUUCUUCAAGAGCGGCAGCAUAGUCCGCACGUCAGAGUACACGCACGAAUUCAACGCGGCCUUCCACUGCCGCGAGAUGCCCAUGAUGAGUGGCUCCCGCAGCCUAGAGGCGUCCUCGUGA
Messenger RNA from Rhipicephalus sanguineus (brown dog tick), 860 nucleotides. Its product is annotated as protein-glutamine gamma-glutamyltransferase K-like. Gene Ontology annotation, molecular function: protein-glutamine gamma-glutamyltransferase activity. Gene Ontology annotation, biological process: peptide cross-linking. Lineage: Eukaryota; Metazoa; Arthropoda; Arachnida; Ixodida; Ixodidae. The coding region runs from base 24 to 860 and encodes 278 amino acids. The record is from RefSeq and is a predicted model, not a curated record. The transcript is spliced from 6 exons.